This is a messenger RNA of Scylla paramamosain (green mud crab), 2016 nucleotides long. RefSeq names its product golgin subfamily A member 6-like protein 7. The transcript is spliced from 8 exons. The record is from RefSeq and is a predicted model, not a curated record. NCBI's taxonomy places the organism in Eukaryota, Metazoa, Arthropoda, Malacostraca, Decapoda, Portunidae. Bases 458 to 1786 code for a protein of 442 amino acids.
UGCUUCCUUGGUCACCUUACAGCAGCCCUUCAACAAGAUGAACACAACAGAUCCAGACUUCCACCUAAUAGAAAAACAAAGCAAAAACAAAGGAGUAAUGCAUCGGAAGGAACAAGAAGGGGAAGAAAAAAAAAUUCUUCUUCAAAGGAGGAUCCAACACUAUAAGUAAAGGGAGGAUUCCGUUCUAUUAUGACCAUGUGCUUCUUUUUUUUCACCAGCUUUACUCCUAGACAAAAGACAAAAAAGAAAAAAAAAGAAAAAAAAAACAUUGAAAGAUAAUAAAGCCCAGACAGUAAGCUGAUAGAGAGAGAGAAUCCUUUUGAUACAGAAUGGGAUUGGAUUCCUUGCUGUAAACACAAGCGCUUCCCUUCCCGACCACGUGGCUGUGCACACCCCGAGAAGCAGCACAAUUUCUCGUGUACUGGGCAAAUAACACACUGAUAAGGGAAGAAAAAGGAUGGAGAUGAAAAAUGAAGAACAGGAAGGAGGAGGGACGAUGGUGCCUGACCCACGCCCUUCACAGCUUGACCAGUCUCAACACGCCCCAAACACGGAGGAGGGUGAGAGAGAGGCCCUGUCACAUUACGAGGGAGAGGAUGUGUUACGUACUGCACAUCACGAAGAGGAGGCAGGGCAGGCAUCACAUCACAAGGGACAGGAACAUGUGACAGAACAAGAAACAUACCAGUCUGGGGAGGUGCUGCAAAGUGCCAGGAGGAGGCGGGUGUACAGUGAGGAGUCAGAGGAGGACCAGGCCAUCAUCAGCUAUAUUGUGAGCCAAGAUAUGUACCAGGCAGUCGGAGAAGUAGAGCUGUGGGUGAAAAUGGAAAGACACCUUGAUAAUACCCUACCCCGUGCAGGACGCUCGUGGAAAGGCCUGCGGGAGCGGUUUAGGAGGAGCAUCCUGCCCCUCCUGGAAUCCUUCACUGAGCAUGGCCUGAAUCCUGCCAGGGUGAAGGAAAUGAAGGAAAAUUUUGAAACAGUGGUGAAUGAGGAGCAGGAGGAGGCCAGGGGUGAGGGGGCAGCUGCUACACCCCUGCCACCCACCACCAGCUCCGAGACAGUUGGGGAAGAAAGUGAGGGGAAAGAAGGAAAGAAGAGCUCCCACAAUUCUCAACAGGCUGAAAAAUAUGCAUCUGAAAUUCCUGUAGGGGCAAAUAAGGUGCAGGAAGAUCAAGCCCCACUGGAAGAGGAUUUGAAUCCACUUGAAAAUGCAGAAGAGUAUUGGAUUCCACAGGGUCUGCAAAAGGCUUGGUUGUCAGAUAGAGAGAAUCAGAUGCCACAAGCAAGUCUGGAAGAGAAUCAGAUGCCACAAGAAGAAGAACAGAUGCCACAAGAAGAAGAACAGAUGCCACAAGAAGAGAAUCAGAUGCCACAAGAAGAGAAUCAGAUGCCACAAGAAGAGGAUCAGAUGCCACAAGAAGAGGAUCAGAUGCAACAAGAAGAGGAUCAGAUGCCACAAGAAGAGAAUCAGAUGCCACAAGAAGAGGAUCAGAUGCCACAAGAAGAGAAUCAGAUGCCACAAGAAGAGAAUCAGAUGCCACAAGAAGAGAAUCAGAUGCCACAAGAAGAGAAUCAGAUGCCACAAGAAGAGGAUCAGAUGUCACAAGAGGACCUGGAAGAAGAUCAGUCAUCAGAAGAGGGCCAGCAAAACGAAUGGAGGAUUUUCUUGGGUACUUGGUUACGAAAUAUAGAGGAGCCGAUAUCAGACGAUGAGAAUUCGCCACAAGACCUAGAAAUUUAUCGUCAUUAUUGCUACCAUUAUAAGAUGGAAUGGGAAGAGUGAACACCCUAAGGACUCGCUUGAAGGACUCCAGAAGAUCAUGUACAGGAUUCCUUCAACGUUUAUUCUAAGAGAGAGAGAGAGAGAGAGAGAGAAAGAGAGAGAGGAUGUGAUUGUUAAAGAUGUCCAACUUAGGAACUGAACCCAACCCAACCUAAGUAACCUUCAAUGUGACACCACCACCACUACCUGAGGAAGUAAAAGAACUAUCACCACCACCAUCACCACCACAA